AUGAGCCCCUUCAAGCAGCAACGACUCCACUGGGUACACUCCACCGAACCGACAGGUGUUGUUCGCCGUCAUGAUAAGACCACCAUGACGAAAAUCCGUCGCCAUAUCAUGAAAGAUAUUGGAUUAUCACGACGCAAGCCCCAACGAAAUCCGCAGUUCGUCGUCGAGAUUGGGUCUCCUCCUGCGUUUGCCAAUCACCCAGAAGUGAACGCUCUCUUGCCGCCCUUCUGGAGCCAGGAUCCGCUCAGCGUCCUGGAACAACAGUGGCAAAUGGACACCUUCUCGGCGUAUGGCUUAUCUUUGUUGGCUGCCGAGGGCAAAAGACUACUCUGCACUGGAAGUGUAGAUGCAUUGACUUCCGAGGGUUUCUCAUUCCCGUUUGCUUUCACAGCGUCCGCAUUCCUCCGCCACUUCAGGGCCAUCUUCUCCGACCCGUCCGUGCUCAAGGGCAUCUACCGCCAGUCAUCUGCUAGGAUCAGAGUCAUGGCAUUGGAACGCUCCUUGGGGACAAUUUCGUGCAUCAAUGCGACUGUGGCGAAUCCUAGCUUUGGUCUAGCGACAGGGGAUCGUGUCAUUUACGCCGUCCUGGCCGUCAUUUGUUACAAUCUCCUUAGCCUCGAGUUUCAUCAAGCACGUGUCCAUUUGGAAGGCCUUGGAGGGUUGAUUGCUGCCAGAGGCGGGAUACAGUCUCUGAAGGGUAACAAUGAGCUGAGAUUGAUGAUUUUCUGGGUCGACGUCGCGACAUGCUUGCUGUUCAACACGAGGCCACGAUAUUCGCUGCCCCUAGACCUCACCCCAUCAAUGUUCCACACGGACCCAUCAACAAAGGUUUUACCGAUACCGGUCUCGAAGAUUCUUGCGACUGCCGAAGUUGAAGUCGGGGUGCGGCUGACUCACAUCCCGGAUUACGUAGCCGCCUUGAGCGAAGUAGCCAUCAUCAUUGAGUCAGAACUGGCCGCGAGAGGGAAUGCCUUGUGGAAUGAUGAGAUCUUUCUGGGGUUACGAAUCAACCCCCUGGCGCAUCGGUUGUUUGACCGCAUGGGACGAACUAUCCGAUUUUCUUCUCACUUGGAUCAGAUCUUGGAAUCCAUACGGCUAGGGGUCAUCGUUUGGAUUAUCUGGACGAAACGCAUGUGCCGAUCAUGGCCCGGCUCUCCCAUGGCAUACGUACCAGAGUUGCUGGGCAUGCUCAGUGUGGAGUCCGGCUGGGCGGCAAAUACCGCCUCGGGUGCUUCGGAUGACAUCUUGUCUGUGAGGCUCUGGCUCAGUGUUCUUUGCGGUAUUGCUUCUUGUCACGGAUCCUGCGAACGAGAAACUGCUGUAAGCCUGAUUGCAGAAGAUAUGCAUCGACUAAACCGGAAAGAAUGGGGCGAGGUCAUGGUGCGUGUACGGCAGAUGCCCUGGAUCAGCUCCUUUGAGACACCCUUGGCCGAAGUAAGAAGCCAUGUCCAAUUGUUUCACGUCUCACAAUAG
This is a messenger RNA of Chaetomium strumarium, 1473 nucleotides long. RefSeq lists its product as uncharacterized. Lineage: Eukaryota; Fungi; Ascomycota; Sordariomycetes; Sordariales; Chaetomiaceae. Bases 1 to 1473 code for a protein of 490 amino acids. The transcript is spliced from 3 exons. The record is from RefSeq and is a predicted model, not a curated record.